GGCGCCAUUGAAGCUGAGAUAAGGCAGAACCACAAAAAAGCUAUGAUGAGAGUUUCUUCUGUACUUCUCUGCGGAACUACUACUCUCACCUCUACAGUUGCUCCAGUUCAUCCUAACACGCUCCGCUUCACACUCUGCCCCGCCACUUCCACAACAACCCACUCUGCCACCACCGCCAUUGCUCCCCUCCCUAAACCAUUUCUCUCGUCCUCAACACCCAGCAAACCCACAAACCGAGCUGUCCAGGCUUUGGUAAGUACUCCUAGGGUUUCCCUACAACGCCAUUGCAAAUUCACAGAGUCAGAGGAGCUUGUCCACGACUACGACGACGAUGAUUUUGUCGUCGUCAACUUCUAUCAUUUUCUUUUCUUCGAAGACCCAAAGGCUGAGGUCGCUAAACACCUCUCUUUCAUGGAGGGCCUCGACAUUUAUGGGCGGAUAUAUGUAAACGAACAAGGGAUUAAUGCUCAGUACAGUGGUCCAUCAAAAGAUGCUUUGGCAUAUGUGGAAUGGUUAAAAGAAGAUGACAGAUUUUCUGACAUUUUAGUUCAGGUUUCUCCAGCACUAAAUGGGCAUGCCUUUCCAAAAUUGAAGUUGCGGUAUAAGCCUUCAUUAGUUCAGUUUGAAGGAGGUGAUGCUCAUCUUCCUUUGCUCGAUCCUUUGAUGCGAGCAACACCGCUAGAACCAUCUAAAUGGAGAAAAAAAUUAGAAGCUGCAAACCCAGUUGAUGAUCCAUCAAAAGAGAAUUCUAGUUCUAACUACAUUUUACUAGAUGUGAGAAAUGGUUAUGAGUGGGAUAUUGGACAUUUUGAUGGAGCUCAACGACCUGAUGUGGACUGCUUUAGGAGCACUUCAUAUGGUUUAUCAGAGUCAGAGGUCCCUGCUUCAGACCCUUUAGCAGAUGUUGAUAAAGAAAAAACAGACAUAUUGAUGUAUUGUACUGGAGGCAUUCGUUGUGAUGUAUAUUCGACAAUUCUGAGGCAGCGGGGUUUUCAAAAUUUGUACACAUUAGAGGGUGGCAUCGCACAUUAUCUGAAGAGAGAAGGUCCCGUCAAAUGGACUGGGAAUUUGUUCGUGUUUGACUCCCGUCUUUCUCUAUCACCUUCUACUUACAAGCCUGAAGCCCUGACUAAAGCAAUCAAGACGGAAAAAAAUUUCAGCCAUAAUAAUGCAUUUGCUAAAUGCUACGUCUGUGGUUCACAAGUCUGUGAACUGAGGCAUAGGAACUGUGCAAAUAUUGAUUGCAACUUACUUUUUCUGUGUUGUACGGAAUGUGUGACCGAUUUAAGAGGAUGUUGCUGUGUAAAUUGCACCACUGCUCCUCGACUUAGGCCUGUGCUACGAGGACAUCAAAGAUACAAAAAGUGGCACAUAUAUAGAGACUCGGACUCGGAGUUGCUUAGCAACUCGACAGCUUAAUCAAAGGCAUUAAUCCUCAAGGUCAGAAAUGGUUACUUUAUACAUAAAUUGAAAAUCUAAAAGUUAUAGCAUUGAGUUUUGCAAGAACAGUUUCUAAAAGCUAGCUUCACCUGUUUCAAAAAAUCGUCUUACCUGAGCAAAAGCCACAGUUUCUUGCAUUCAAAGUAUUUUAAUGCAAUGAAUAGCAGUUGUCUAUAACUUGUCCUAUUUUUUAUAUCUCAAAAAAAAAAAAAAACCUGUCUAUAUCUUUACAUACUGCAUAGUGAAUAAUUUACGAGGCAGAAUUCAAAUAUUUGUUCUGUGUGCAAUUUUUUCAUAUCAAUUUUCAACUGGGUUUGUGAUGAAUCCACUCAGUCCUCAAAAGGAACUUGGAUUGGAGGAAUUAUUUACUAAUUAGUGGAAGCAUUGACCAAGUGAGAAAAAAAAUAUCUUCAAUUUCAUCAAA
Molecule: messenger RNA, 1864 nt
Organism: Humulus lupulus (European hop)
Lineage: Eukaryota; Viridiplantae; Streptophyta; Magnoliopsida; Rosales; Cannabaceae
Product: rhodanese-like domain-containing protein 8, chloroplastic
Exons: 8
Coding region: 43-1419 (458 amino acids)
Source: RefSeq, a predicted model, not a curated record